GAUAAAAAACUGGCUGAAAAAGAUCUAAAAAGCCGCUUAAGUCAUUUAGAAGUUGUAGAAAUUAGUCGACACUCAAAUCGUAAAAUGUGGCAUGCAUAUGAGCUUAAAAACCGUAAGAAUAAUUAUUAUAAUGAAUAUGAUCCAUCUGAAAUUGAAGAUAGCAUGUUUGAUUACUUCAACACACUCCAAAUGAAAAUGCACAUCAAAUCAGAAGUUUAUAAUGACGUAACGUACAUAGUUAUUCGUGAAAAGAAGUCACAUCGUUUAUCGCCAAUUUGCAUUGCAUUAUUUUUGGAACAAGAUCUGUUUUUUUGUUCAAAUAAAUCAGUAACAAAAGAAUUCUUACUCGCUGUCGUUAAAAGUACUGGCUACUCUGAAUGUAAAAAGAUACUACUGAGUGGUAAGAAUAUUAGUUCACUUAUUAAAAUUCAUAUUACAAAUAAACGAAAUGCUGUCGAUGGAAAUGACAUGAGUGUUGAUGAAGAAUUCGAGGAAGCCCCUGGAGUUGUCAGCAACAUGGGGAUCGAUUUCAAACAAAAUCAAAAUCGAAGAGAGUAUCUAGAGAAACAUUUGGGAAGUGAUGAGAUUAUUUUGGAGUCAUUAAUAGUAAAAAAUCGGAAUGUGCCGUGGGCUAAUCCAAAAAUCGCGGAAAAAUUACCGGAAGUUAAAAUUAACAUGCAAUGGGAAUUCAAAAGCACAAAUCUGAAAAAAUUUUUAUCUGAAUGUACAGAUCAAAGAGUUCUUGUAACACCACUACCAGAUUAUGCCAAGCAUUUUCUCAAGUCGGGUAAAAAUGAGUUAACUGUGCAACGAGAUCGUUAUAACAAUGACUUAUAAUUUUUGUCUAGUAUUAUUUUAUUUACAUUUACAUGUUAAUAUAUUAGUAAAUAUUUUAUGGUAUUGAAAACCUUAACAUGCUAUGUAUUAAAAUUAAUUUAAUUUAUAUUUUUUUUGCCCUCCUAGCGGA
Messenger RNA from Cotesia glomerata, 967 nucleotides. RefSeq lists its product as uncharacterized. Lineage: Eukaryota; Metazoa; Arthropoda; Insecta; Hymenoptera; Braconidae. The record is from RefSeq and is a predicted model, not a curated record.